CACUAACCAAAUAACCUUUUUACCUUUUUACUAAAAUUCCCACAUCUUAUCGCACUUCGCUUGAAUCUACACCAAUUUUCCAUUAUCUUGAUUUUUUGAAUUUUCUACUUUAUAUUUGAACCGAAAAUGGUGGUUACUCGCAGUUCAGCCAGGAUGAAGCAGAACCAACUGGUGACUUUAUCUGACCAGAACAUCGUAGCAGAAUCUUCGAGGACCAAAGAACCUCCCAAAAAGAAUAUAAAGAAACUUCCGGCUGGACGUCAGUGUGUCAAGGUGACUGCAAAUCUUCUGGAGGAACAAGCAUCUAAUGAAAAUGAAAAAACAGGCACAAAAAAGAAGGAUGGAAAGCAACUGGACUCCAAAUUGAGUUCCACAGUCCAAAGUCCAGAAGCAGAGAGGUCCAUAGAAUCUUCCAGGUCCAAAGAAACUCCUGCGCCCAAGAAGAAUGUGAAAAAAACGCCGGCUGCACUUCAGUGCGUCGACGCGGCUGCAAAUCUCCUGGCGGAACAAUCAUCUAAUGAAAUGAAUGAGGAAAGACCCUCUGCGCCCAAGAAGAAUGUGAAGAAACUGCAGGCUGCACGUCAGUGUGUCAAGGUGGCUGCAAAUCUUGUAGAGGCACAAGAAUCUAAUGAAAAUGAAAAAACAGGCACAAAAAAGAAGGUCGAAAAACUACCGUCAUCCAAAAUGAGUUCCACAAAUCCAGAAGCAGCGACCAAAGAUAAUGCAAAUCCAAAUAUGAAACCAAGCCUAAAGAAGUCGACAAAGAAGCAAAAGUCUCAAAAAGCUGGAAAAGAUCGAAAAUGAAGCCAAAUAAGUUGUAUCACGUUGCGUUAAUUGUUCUUGUUUUUGAGUUAAGUUUCAUAAUUGAUGUUAGUUAAACAGUUCUUUUUCUAAACAAAAACCAAAAUAACGGGUUUUCUAAUAAUAAAGAA
This is a messenger RNA of Drosophila mauritiana, 932 nucleotides long. RefSeq names its product protein slender lobes. The transcript has 4 exons. Bases 127 to 804 code for a protein of 225 amino acids. NCBI's taxonomy places the organism in Eukaryota, Metazoa, Arthropoda, Insecta, Diptera, Drosophilidae. The record is from RefSeq and is a predicted model, not a curated record.